Chara braunii is the source of this 1012-nucleotide messenger RNA. NCBI's taxonomy places the organism in Eukaryota, Viridiplantae, Streptophyta, Charophyceae, Charales, Characeae. The record is from the annotation of a GenBank genome assembly.
GUUUACAGAGAGGCGUAAUUGAUGAAUCUGCUCGUUCAAUGCAGUGAAAAAAACUGCAAGUAGUGAUAAAGUAUAUACGAGAAGAAGUAAAGGUUAUGAAGGGUUAUACAGAGGCACAGGCUUAUCGAGAUGGUGGUGCAUUUCUUUAUUUGUGGGAGAGUUGGCAGCGAUGUGGGGAGGGGUUGAGGCUUCAGUAUAAGGAGAUUGAUAUUGAGCGUGGAGUUGUGUGUCCUGUGUACACGAAGACCAACUGGCAAGGCAGAAGGUUUAUGAUACAGUUGCGUGAUCCAAGAAGUGAGGAGGAGACGUUUCUGGGAUGGUUGCCAGAGAUGAUGGCUAGUUAUGAGCGUGUGGGCCAGGAUUUGCGAAGUGGUUAUCUGUUCGGACCGGUGCGCGGGGAUGGACCAAUGAGUGGGGGGGGAUUUAAUAAGCGGAUAGAGAAGUGGUUUGAAGCAGUUGGGGUGUUUGAGGGGGAGAGUGGUCAUAGUUUUCGGAUAGGUGAGGUGCAAGCGGGAAUAGAGGAAGGCUGGAGUUUGGGAGAGAUGAUGCGACAGAGCACGUGGAGUCAGGUGGGUACCUUUAUGCGUUAUGGGUAUAGGAUAAAGCGGGGGUGGAAGCGGAAGAGUGAGGGACAAUUAAGGGAGGACGAAGAUUGUCGUCAAGCCAAGGACUUCAAGGUUGGGGCGAGGCUGCUGACGGGGGGGCUGGGGAGGCAAGAGAAAGGGGAGGUGGCGAUAGUGAAUCGAUCAAUAAUGUUGAGCUCGAGGAUACGGGGAUACCAGGAGGUCUUCUUGGAGUCGGGUAAGAUGAGGAGGUUGAAUAGUGAAAAGAAGAUCGGAGAUGUCGUGGGCGAGGGGGUUCAGACAAUCGAUGAUCUUGGCUUGAGAGAAGGCGGGGGGAAGUACAGGAAGGACAACGUAGACCUCAGCUCCGAUGACAGACUGGGGGCCAGAGGCAACUAGAAAAGUUUUCAACCAGUGAUCCAUCUGCACAGUAAAAUAUUUUAAAAUUA